AUAAUAGAUACCAAAGUUGUAUAGCAAGGGAGAGGAGUGAGGGAAUUAAAUGUUACUGAGGCAACCUGCAAACGAGAUGGCGAGGAUGUGCUAGCAUACCACUGACCGGGCUGGCAGGCAUUCCCUAUUCAUCUAAUCUUUUUCUCAGUCACAGAGCGGCAGCAUGUCGUCCACCAGCCAGAAGCACCGUAACUUUGUGGCUGAGCCCAUGGGGGAGAAGGAAGUGACGGAGCUGGCCGGCAUCGGACCUGUGCUGGGUCAGCGACUCUCCAGCAAAGGCUUCGAUAAGGCCCAUGUUGUGCUGGGUCAGUUCCUGGUCCUGAAGAAGAACAAGGAACUCUUCAUUGACUGGCUGAAGGACACAGCCAACGCCAACUCCAAGCAGGCUGCAGACUGUCACCAGUGCCUAGCAGACUGGUGUGAAGAGUUCUUAUAAACCCAGGCCUCUGCAUCCCCUCCCUUCCUCCCUUUCCUUCCCCUUUUCUUGCAUUUUGGCCAACCUUAGGCUUCACCAAUUAAAGGACUAUCUAGAAGAAUGGUACUUUAUUUUUAAGAUUAUUUUAAGAAUUCACGACUUUCAUGCAUGCCUUUACCAUUUAUUUUGUUGUAUGACAUUGUUUGCUUGUGGGUUGAACAUGCAUAACAUUAGUAGUGUGGGAAAACAACUUUUUUUCUUAAGUUUACAAGUUAGAAAAUAAUUACUUAUACUGAGUAAAGAUAGCGUUUUGUCAGAGUUCUUGUCAUUUUUGCUUUGUGUAUUAUUCCUUGCACCUUGCCUUCUUUGAAUACCUUGUAUAAUUGUUUCAUGAAAUGGAAGCCAGUAGUGAGCUUUAAUUUACUUUGCAAUUGUGUUCCAGUGCUGUUCAAUGUGUUCUUUAUUGUAAUAAAAUUGGCAUUUUAAA
Molecule: messenger RNA, 902 nt
Organism: Scylla paramamosain (green mud crab)
Lineage: Eukaryota; Metazoa; Arthropoda; Malacostraca; Decapoda; Portunidae
Gene: baf
Product: barrier-to-autointegration factor-like
Exons: 3
Coding region: 164-436 (90 amino acids)
Molecular function (GO): DNA binding
Source: RefSeq, a predicted model, not a curated record